AUGUAUCCCCUUUCGUCUCCCGUAAUUCAAUACGAAGCGCCCUCAGAAACGUACACAUGCCGCUCCUCGUCUCGCCGCCAAGAGAAUGACCUCGAACAUGCCAUACCGUGUGACUCCAUCUUCACAGACGGAACUGCUCAUCCGCCGCUCUCCGGCCUGCUCGACAAUGAGUGGAUCAGGGCCGGCAUGUCCGGCGAAGUCCGAUGUGCAAGGCCAUUUCGGGGCACAAAAAAGCGGGAAGUGCGAGUGCCAAUGCGCAUGCACCGGUGGGGCCCAGAACAAAAACGGGGUGUCCAGAGAGUUGGAAGCAGAAGAGAAAGUGUGUCGACGGGUCGAGGGUGGGCGAGCGGCGUUUUAUAG
This is a messenger RNA of Histoplasma capsulatum G186AR, 360 nucleotides long. RefSeq lists its product as uncharacterized. The transcript has 2 exons. Bases 1 to 360 code for a protein of 119 amino acids. NCBI's taxonomy places the organism in Eukaryota, Fungi, Ascomycota, Eurotiomycetes, Onygenales, Ajellomycetaceae. The record is from RefSeq and is a predicted model, not a curated record.